AAAAAGCUGCUCGCCGCGGAGAAGAGAAGAAGAAGACGACUUGUUGCUCGCGAAGAGGACGACAAGAUUCCACACGUGGGAAAUAUUUUGUUGCUUUCGUGCGCGCGCUUUGUCCACUUUGCCUUUUUCGUUCCUUUUUUCUUUUUCUCUUUUUUUUUUGUUUUUUGAAAAAUACAUUAAAAAAAAAUCUUUUGUCGUGUUUUGUUCCCGCACGAAAACUCGACGAGCGGCUCAGCAUCUUCAGCUCACUUUGGCAGUUUGAAUGACAGGACUCGUCUUCAGCGGACGAUGCAGUAGACCAUCAUCAUCAUCCUCAUCCCGUCCAUUUCUGGUGUCCGAUGGUGGACCGCCUGCAGUUGGCGUCGUCUCCCGGGCUGGACGGCGAGCCUCUGGCGCUGCUGCAGUUUCAGGAAGUGGACUCCAGCAAAGCCUCGGAGCUACAGAGCUCGCCGCCGCCCCCGCCCACCACCUACAGCCCGCCGGCGGGCGUCGAUGGCGGGCACACGCUGUGCGUCAACUCGCCCUACACCGACGGUAACCACGACUACGGCCCCGCCAACCUGGCCUUCUACGGGCCGUCCGUGCUGAGUUACGGUCUAGCGUCGGCUGGCGACGCGCCGUCGGCCUUCUGGUCCGAGCCUCCGCUCGCCCUGCACCGACCCCAGUGUCUUGCUUACGACCACGCCGGCCCCCACUGGAUGGACCCCAAGGGCCUCGCCGCCAGCAGCACCGUCCCGGCUUGUCCAAAAAUGAUGGCCAAGAGAUCCGAGGGCGGCGUGUGCGGCGGCGGCGCCAAGUCGGACACGCACUUCUGUGCCGUCUGCCACGACUACGCGUCGGGAUAUCACUACGGCGUUUGGUCCUGCGAGGGCUGCAAGGCUUUCUUCAAGAGGAGCAUUCAAGGUGAAAAGUGUUCGUGGACUCUACGGAACGCACGCGCCCAAACAGGACACAAUGAUUACAUCUGUCCUGCCACCAACCAGUGCACCAUCGACAAGAACCGCCGCAAAAGCUGCCAGGCCUGCCGCCUCCGCAAAUGCUACGAAGUCGGCAUGAUGAAGUGCGGCGUGAGGCGCGAGCGCUGCAGCUACCGCAGCGUCCGCCACCACCGCCGGGGGGCGUCGCAGCCCCGGGGUCCGGCCCGGGCGGGGCGUCACCUGCACCCGGAGGCCCCGCUGGCCCCGGCCCCCCAGAUGAGCCCCGAGGAGUUCAUCACGCGGAUCAUGGAGGCGGAGCCGCCUGACAUCUAUCUGAUGGAGGAGCUGAAGAAGCCGUUUACCGAGGCUAGCAUGAUGACGUCGCUCACCAACCUGGCCGACAAGGAGCUGGUCCUCAUGAUCAGCUGGGCCAAGAAGAUACCAGGUUUUGUGGAGCUGAGUCUGUGCGACCAGAUCCAGUUGCUGAAGUGCUGCUGGUUGGAGAUCCUCAUGUUGGGCCUCAUGUGGCGAUCGGUCGACUAUCCCGGGAAGCUCAUCUUCUCGCCCGACUUCAAACUCAACAGGGAGGAGGGCGAGUGUGUGGAGGGAAUCACGGAGAUCUUCGACAUGUUGCUGGCGGCGACGUCCCGAUUCCGAGAACUCAAACUUCAACGUGAAGAAUACGUCUGCUUGAAGGCCAUGAUCCUCCUCAACUCAAACGUUUGCACGAGUUCUCCUCAGACGGCGGAAGAAUUCGCCAGCAGGAAGAAACUUUUGCGUCUUUUGGACAUCGUGAUCGACGCUCUGGUUUGGUCCAUUUCUAAGACGGGUCUUAGUAGCCAGCAGCAGACGCUGCGCCUCGGACACCUCACCAUGCUCCUCUCUCACAUACGACACGUCAGCAACAAGGGCAUGGACCACCUGUCCAGCAUGAAGCGGAAGAACGUGGUCUUGGUCUACGACCUCCUCCUGGAGAUGUUGGAAGCCAAUACGUCAGGCGGCCCGCAGACGGCCGACGUCACGGCGUCCGACGCGUACGCCCGCCGCUUGGUCUGUCGCCCGGCCGACGCGCCCCCCGCCGGACCUGCCCGGGACCCGAAGAUGACGUCCGGCGUGGCGCUCGCUCACGUGACUGACGGCUUGGUCCCCGCGGAGGCGUGGUCGUUGGAUUUGGGUGACCCCGCCCCUUCCAACUUUGGCCUUCCCGACGGUGUCGCCAUGCAAACCUUUUUGCGGGGCAGACUGAACUGAAAAGAGGCUUAACGUGUCCCCCCCCCUCCCCCAAAAAUUGCUGAGUCGUGAUUAAAGUGAAAGUUGUUUUCGUGUU
Messenger RNA from Phyllopteryx taeniolatus (common seadragon), 2244 nucleotides. It is a transcript of the gene esr2b, whose product is annotated as estrogen receptor 2b. Gene Ontology annotation, biological process: estrogen receptor signaling pathway; cellular response to estradiol stimulus; regulation of DNA-templated transcription. Lineage: Eukaryota; Metazoa; Chordata; Actinopteri; Syngnathiformes; Syngnathidae. The record is from RefSeq and is a predicted model, not a curated record. Gene Ontology annotation, cellular component: nucleus. Gene Ontology annotation, molecular function: nuclear estrogen receptor activity; zinc ion binding; sequence-specific DNA binding. The transcript is spliced from 10 exons. Bases 339 to 2168 code for a protein of 609 amino acids.